AUGGACUCUACCAUGCUCGCCGCAUCGAACAGUCAGAAUCGUGUACUCCAGUUAGUUGCGAUGGUGAACGUGACAUCGUCCACAGUAUUAGAUGCGACACUGCGGUUGCAUAACGUCUCAACUAACGACAGCAUACCCGGUAGACCGUGGCCAGGGUGGAUACGAACAUCGGUUAUUCCGCUGUUCUUCGGUAUUGUGUGCUUCCUAGGUAUAUUAGGCAACGGAACAGUAAUUGCAGUUUUGCUACGUUUCAAUAACAUGAGAACGGUGCCAAACAUAUAUAUUCUAAAUCUGGCUUUCGCUGAUCUUUUGUUCAUGUUCAGUAUACCCUUCUUGGCGUUCCAGUACGCGACUUCGAACUGGGUGUUUGGACAGGCGUUGUGUAAAAUUGUUUUCGCCGUGGAUGGAAUGAAUAUGUUCACAGGAAUAUUCAUUUUGACUGCUAUGAGUAUUGAUAGAUAUUUUGCAAUAGUACAUGGAAUAACUUCGAUUAAAUAUCGAACAGUACGUAAUGCUCGCAUGAUAAAUUGUUGCAUGUGGCUGUUGUCAAUCUUGGUCACGCUCCCGCUCUGGAUAUACUCCUCGACAGUCUCCACAAACCCCCAACAAGUAAAAUGCGAUAUCGUCUGGCCCAAAGAAGUGUUCAGUAUGUAUUUUACUAUUUAUGCGUUUGUGCUUGGAUUUGCAUUACCGGUUACAAUCAUUUCGGGGUGCUAUCUGUCGUUGGUGAUCUAUAUUGUGCGAUCGAAAGGACCCCGAUCAGAAAAUCCCAGAAAGUCGACGGGGUCUCGCAAAGUGGCUUUAUUGGUGCUUUCCGUCGUAGCUAUGUUUGUCAUAUGUUGGCUUCCGUUCUAUGUCAUACAGUUUGUUUUGUUGUCAAACCAGGACGUAACGCUAGCAAUUUACAUCAGCUACUACAGCAGCUUAUGUCUGAGUUACGCUAAUAGUUGCCUUAAUCCAAUUGUGUACACAUUCGCCGGGGAAAACUUUAGAAAGAACUUGAGUAAGAUUUGUCACCGUCGGCGGCGAAAGCGAAGAAAAAUUCAACGGGGACGGCGAGUGGUGAAAAAGGGUAUUUUUAAAAAAGCUUCAAGAAUGAGCUGGACAUUGGCUAACUUCUCCUCGAAUGACAAUGCUAAUUACGGAAAUACUCUAGGUACGGCUAUAGAACUUGAUACUACUACAACAACUACUGAGUCUUGUCAACUGACCACAUACUCUGAUAUCAUUUCUGAUGAACCAAUGUAA
Messenger RNA from Saccoglossus kowalevskii, 1248 nucleotides. RefSeq names its product somatostatin receptor type 2-like. Gene Ontology annotation, cellular component: plasma membrane; neuron projection. The record is from RefSeq and is a predicted model, not a curated record. NCBI's taxonomy places the organism in Eukaryota, Metazoa, Hemichordata, Enteropneusta, Harrimaniidae. Gene Ontology annotation, molecular function: neuropeptide binding; G protein-coupled receptor activity. Gene Ontology annotation, biological process: neuropeptide signaling pathway.